AUGGCCACUUUGGCGAUCGACUCUGGAGGACCAGGACCCCCGGUGUCUUUGCCUUUGGCGCCAUGCCCCUCCCUCCCUGACGACAUCGUCAUGGACAUCUUGGCGCGCUUGCCGGCCAAGUCUGCGGGCCAAUGCCGCUGUCUCUCCCAUGCCUGGGCCGCGGCGCUCUCCUCGCAACACUUUGUCGAUCGCCACCACCGCCUGGCCAACCGCCGCCACAGCCCAAGGGUCUUCUUCUUGCAUUACUCGUUCGACGACGGAGCACAGAUGCAUAUGUGGUCUCAGGACCACCAUAACAGCAAUGACGGUACGGUUCCACACAGAAUCCAUGGCCACGCCCUUCGCCUCGUCGCACUUCAGUGCCGCGGCCUUGUCGUCCUCGAAGACUCGUCCAGGGAUCAUGUGAACUACGUGUGCAACCCAUCAAGCGGUCACAUGAUGGCACUUCCAGAGGGCCGCCAAAAGAUAUGCCACAAAGGUGUUUCGGACAACCAUUAUGAGAGCCUAGGGCUCGGCUAUGAUGAUCAGACCAAAACGCACAAAGUUGUGCGCAUCUCCUACCAUGGAUGUGAUCGCGGGGGGCUCCCCACGUCGGUGGGGUGUGAGGUUUAUGUGGUCAACUCCGCCGGGCACUGGCAGCCAAUCCAAGGAAAGCCGCCGGCUUGGGUAAUACCUUAUGAGCCAAGCGUCUUUGCGCAAGGACACGUGCAUUGGUUAGCCGAAAAGAAGGUUCCCAUCUCUGCCGACACACCCAUUGACAUGGUCAUCGUCUCCUUCUCCCUCGCUGACCAGACGUUCGGGAUUGUGCCGCCACCACUCGGUAUGGACGGCGAGAGUUUGUCCAGGCACCGGUUGACCGAGCUUGAUGGGCACCUAUGCCUCUUUUCCGAUUAUGUUCCUAACUUGUCAUGCUACGACAUAUGGUUUCUAGUAAGUGAGCCUGGAGCACAUGUAGUCUGGAAUUUGCACUGCCGAAUCGACAUGAGCAAGGUGUCACCAGAUAUCACCGACCGGGUCGAGAGAUGCUCGUUAUACCCUCUCGCCAUUAUCAAUAAUGGCAGCCGCAUCCUCCUUGUAAAACCCGGCUUGGUCUUGGCGCCGUUGGCGGGCAAUUACCCCUGUUGUGCGCAUUGUUAG
Messenger RNA from Brachypodium distachyon (stiff brome), 1137 nucleotides. RefSeq names its product F-box protein At3g07870. NCBI's taxonomy places the organism in Eukaryota, Viridiplantae, Streptophyta, Magnoliopsida, Poales, Poaceae. The transcript has a single exon. Bases 1 to 1137 code for a protein of 378 amino acids. Gene Ontology annotation, molecular function: protein binding. The record is from RefSeq and is a predicted model, not a curated record.